AUGGAUGUUGCGAGACCAGCAAACGUGAAACUACUACGAGAAUUUCUUGGAAUGGUUACGUACUACUCGAAGUUCAUUCCGAACGUAUCAGCUACACUUAGCCCAUUGUAUCGGCUGUUGAAGAAGGAUGUGAACUAUGAAUGGACUUCCGACUGUGAGGCUGCGUUCCAGGAUAUCAAGUUGAAGAUUUGCUCGGACAACGUGUUGAUUCCAUACAAUCCUGAUUGGCCGGUAGUAUUAGUUACAGAUGCUUCUGGCAAAGGCAUUGGUGCUGCGCUGUUUCAAGUGUGUCCAGAUGGAAAUCAAAGACCAGUGACUUUUAUUUCAAGAGUACUGAAAAACCACGAGAAGGAAUACUCUCCGCUGGAUAUGGAAGCUUUGGCUGUGUAUUACGCUGUUCGAAGGUUGAGCGGUUAUCUACUUGGACGAAAUUUUACGUUUUGGACCGAUCAUCAACCGCUAAUAUCACUUUUUGGACGAAAAGGCAUUCCGGAUAUGGUGUUCGGCAAGCUGCAGCGCUGGGCAGUGUUCCUGGCCAAUUAUGAUUACGAGAUCAAAUAUAUCAAAGGAGUCAGCAACAAGGUGGCCGAUUUUCUAUCAAGAUCUCCGGUAUUGUGCUGUGAGGACGACGAUAUUAACGAUGAAGAAGCGAUGUACCUGCAGUUCAUAAAAUAUGAAACAAGAUCAUUGGUAGAACGGAAGCAAUUAAUUGUUGAAACUCGACGAGAUCCUGCCCUGAGUCGUGUUGUGAGCUACGUCAAGACUGGAUGGCCAACCAAUGUUCAAGACCCAGAGUUGAAGAAGUUCUUCGUCCGCAGAACAGAGCUAAUCGUGGAAGAGGAAGUACUGAUGUGGGGUUACCGUAUCGUGGCACCUGCGAAACUUCGGACGUUCCUGCUUCAAGAAUUGCACUCAACGCAUAUGGGGAUCGUCAAGAUGAAGUCGUUGGCGAGGAAUUAUUUCUGGUGGCCUAGCAUCGACAAGGAUAUUGAAGACUUGGGUAAGCGAUGUGAACAAUGUAUCCAGUUCCGGCCUGAAUCUGGGAAUGUGCCGAUUUCUCCAUGGAAGCUAUGUUCCCGGCCAUUCGAGCGAGUUCACAUAGAUCAUCUGUUUUUGAAGAAUAAGAACUUCCUGAUCAUAACGGAUAGCUACUCCAAAUGGGUGGAAGUUUAUUUGGUGAGUUCGCUUACGACUAAAGAGACCAUUGAGAAGCUGGAGGAUUGUUUUGGACGAUUCGGAAAUUGCGAUGUUCUGGUGGCGGAUAAUGGAAGAUCGUUUACUGCGGCCGAAUUUCAAGAAUUUUGCAAGGAUAAAGGAAUACGACAUCUGACUUCAGCACCUUACAGUCCCUGUUCAAAUGGUGCGGCUGAAAAUGCAGUGAAGACUUUCAAGUAUGCUUUGAAAAAGAUGCUAACUGAUAGUAAUAGCCGUGGUAAGUCACUUUCUUCAAUGAUGAACCAUUAUCUUCAAAUGUAUCGAGCGACGCCGCAUUGUACAACAAACGAGACCCCAUUCAAACUAAUGUUUGGACGUGAAAUGAGGACUAGAUUUGAUACCUUACGAAAGGACAACGUUGUGAAACAUGCUGUGAAGACAUGGAAGUAUAACGAAAACAAGAAAGAUACCUGUUUUGCUGUUGGCGAAUCGGUUUAUGCGAGGGACUAUCGAGAUCCUGACAGACAGCGAUGGAUUAAAGCGACGAUUUCAAGAAGGAAAAGCCAAAAUAUUUACGAGUGUGCUGCUGCUGAGCUGGGUACGAUUACACGAAGAACCCAUCAACUGCUGAAAUACGAUUAUGACGAUUAUGAGGACGAUAACAGUGGGGAAAGAGAUCCGGUUGCAGAUGAUGAUCAUGAGCCUGUUCCGGACGAUGAAUAUCAAUCGGCAGAAGAUGAUGCAUUCGAUGAUUCCGUUCCAGUUCAACAACAACGCGGCUACUAUCGUGAUGAUGGAAUAUACGUUUCAAGAAGCAACCGAAUGGUUCGCGCUCCAGACCGGUUCUAG
Messenger RNA from Aedes albopictus (Asian tiger mosquito), 2004 nucleotides. RefSeq lists its product as uncharacterized. The transcript has a single exon. NCBI's taxonomy places the organism in Eukaryota, Metazoa, Arthropoda, Insecta, Diptera, Culicidae. The coding region runs from base 1 to 2004 and encodes 667 amino acids. Gene Ontology annotation, biological process: DNA integration. Gene Ontology annotation, molecular function: nucleic acid binding. The record is from RefSeq and is a predicted model, not a curated record.